CCCCUUCGCCCCACGCCAGCCCAGCGAGACAACGGAAGGAUCUGCAGACUCCGUCCAGCACACCUCUGCCACUCAGGGACGCCGCUGGGAGCUCCCUUCUGGAAGCUUCCAGACCUCUGAAGAGGCAAGAACCCUUUCCACCUCAUGAGUGGGGCAGCCUGCUAGCCAUGGCUCCCGUCCACGGCUGCCUGCUGCUGCUGCUGGGACUGAGUAGGAGCACCUUCGCAAGACCCCCGUCAUCCACCCGGGAUCCUAACGGUCUGCGGUUCAACCUGCCAGUCGCCCACUAUGAGACCAGCAGCUCCCCUGACUGGGGGCCCAUCACGCCCCUUUUCGGGCUUGUGCACGCCUUCCUGCAUGUGGUCCAGCCCCACGAUUUCCCCGAGGCAACUGUCAGAAAACUUAUAUACAACAAGUUUGACAUCUUCAAUGAUUACAAGGAGGUGGUCCACUACGAGAUCGGGCUCAUCAUCUGUGCCUGCCUGGGACUGCUCUUUGUGGUGCUGAUGCCUCUGGUGGGCUGCUGCUUCUGUCUGUGCCGCUGCUGUGACCACUGUGGCGGAGAGAUGCAUCAGAGGCAGAAGAAGAACGGGCCCUUCCUGAAGAAGGCCUUCACCCUCUCCCUCUUGGUGCUCUGCAUACUCAUCAGCAUCGGCAUCGCCUAUGGCUUCCUGGCCAACCACCAUCUCCGCACCCGGAUCCGAGGUGCCCGGGCGCUGGUGGGCAGCAAUGUGAAAGACUUACGGACGUUCCUGAAUGAAACGCCAGUGGUGAGAACCACCCCUCUCCUCCUGUACCCUGUGUGGCCUUAUAUUAAACCUCUGCUGGGAGGCCAGAUCCACCACCGACUGAAACCCAAGGUGAUCCCUGUUCUUGAAGACAUCAGGGCCAUGGGCACAGUCAUCCGAGAGACGCAAGUGGCCCUGGAGAAGGUGAACAGCACCUUGGAGGAGCUGAGAAACAGGGCAGGGGAGCUGAGCGCCAAUCUGAGUGACAUCAAGAGCCACCUGGAUCGCUCGCUCAACGACUCCACCUGCUCCCAGAACCCGGAGACCUGUGACAGCAUCAGACGGUCCCUGGGCCAGCUGGAGACGGACAACAACCUCCAACAGCUCCCGUCGGUGGAGGGCCAACUGGACAGCGUGAACAGAGUCCUGAGGACAGAUCUGGUUGGCCUGGCUCAACAGGGCUACAAGACCUUUAAUGACAUCCCUGAGAUGGUCCAGAACCAAACCACGAACGUCAUAUCCGAUAUUAGGACGGUCUUGGAUUCCAUCGGCUCAACUCUCUCAAAAGUAACCGAUCAGGUCCCCAUUCAGGACAUCAUAGCAAAUAUCACAGGCUACAUUAAUGAUACAGAAGCAUAUAUUGGCAGCUAUUUUUACACACUGGAAAAAUACGAAUCAUACAGGUGGCUGGGCUGCUUGGUGGUCUGCUGCCUGCUGACCCUCAUCGUGCUUUUCUACUCCCUGGGGCUACUGUGUGGCACCUGCGGCUACCACGAGCACGCCACUCCGACCACCAGGGGCUGCGUCUCCAACACCGGCGGCAUCUUCCUCAUGGCUGGAGUUGGACUGAGUUUCCUCGUGUGCUGGAUAUUGAUGACCGUUGUGGUGCUGACUUUUUUUGUUGGUGGGAACGUGGAAAAAUUGGUCUGUGAACCUUAUCAAAACAGGAAGUUAUUCCGGUUUGCUUUGAAUGCAAUGAAUGGAGAUGAUUUCAUUCUGAUGAAUUUACUCACAAUUUCUCUUAUCAUCCCGCAGUACACAGAAGACAUAAACAACAAAUUUAAUCAACUGAACAUAGACUUUGGCAAUAUAGUUCUGCUGAACGAUGCAGGAAGACAGAACCUGGGAGAUUUUGUGGCUACGGGAAUCAACCAGAUCAACUAUACAGCUUACUUGAUGGAGGCCAGUAAACCCCCCACCAAAAUGAAUCUUCUUUCAUUUGCUGAGAAUCUGGAUGAAACGGCAAGCCACUUGCCACAAGGAACUUUGAAAGACUCCCUGAUCGCAAGCGUCCAGAGCAUGAAGGCAGUCUACCAACAUCAGGUCAUUCCGUUGGAGCGCUCCAUGGUGAGCAUUGGCGGCCUCUGGUCCUUGUCUUCCUUCUCCCACGGUCCGGUUCAGGCCCAGGACUGGAAGGCAAGAGUGAAGGAGAUAACCGUCUCUCUGGACUCGGCUCAAGACUUCAUCCAACACAACGUCUCUUCCAUCAUCGUCGACGAGAGCAAGGCUUACUUGAACACCAUAAUAGGAUACUUCGAGCAGUACGUGCAGUGGGUCAAGAACUCUAUCACCGGGAAGAUUGCUGCCUGCAAGCCCGUGGCCACCGCUCUGGAUUCCGCUGUCGACGUCUUUCUCUGCAGCUACGUCGUGGACCCCAUGAAUCUGUUCUGGUUUGGCGUCGGAAAGGCUACGAUGCUUUUACUCCCGGCCCUCAUCCUGGCCGUCAAGCUGGCCAAGUACUACCGGCGGAUGGAAUCGGAGGACGUGUAUGAAGAUGUUGAAACUGUACCCAUGAAAAAUCUGGAAUAUGGUAAUAAUGGUUAUCAUAAAGACCACUUGUAUGGUAUCCCCAAUCCUUUCAUGACAAGAUUUCCAGCUGCACCGCAGGAGAACACCGUACUUGGGAACAAAAGUCAGAGAAGCUCUAUGGUACAUGAGAGCUGAGCAUGAAGUUGCUUGAGCUUCAAGACCCUGAGAGUGGGAGGUUCUUAGACUUCUGGUUGCUGCUGGCCCUGCAAACACUUUCCAAAUCCCAGAUGGAGCUGGCCUGGCCCUCUGAGGAGCACCGGGAGGCCAGCUGUGGAGACGAGGCCACUCCCCUUGGAUGGGCUCUCAGGAUGAGCCCCACACUCCCAGGGACAGUCCUUGCCCAUGGCCACCCCCGCCCACCCGCCUGCUUGGUGUUACUUGAGUUCUCUUUGUUCUCACACUGGGUUCCUGUGUGGACACGACAACAUAGAGUGUACCUACUGGGGUGCAUUUCUGGGUCACGCAGCCACUCCAGUGUCACAGCUCGGUUUGGAACCCGCUGUCUGCUGAGCAGGGCCCUCCAUGCAUGCCUGCUUACAGGAAAGCUGCCUCUCCUGUUGGGCAAAUCUUGUUAUUGCUUCUGUUACCACAGCCAGAGUGUUUUCAACAAAUGAGUAUUGAUGAUUUCCUUCCUAAGUCAUUGUUGACUUACUGCUACUGCUAAGUUGUGACAAUGACAGCACCCACCCCCUUUUUUUCGUUUCUUUUCGGUUUUUACGAUUGAUUUUAAUCGCUUGUCAUGUUCGUUUACAGACCCCGCCACUUGUCGUGUUCAGAAAUAGAAUGAACAGCCCAUCCCAAAGCGAUCUGUUACUGCUCCUGGCACAAAUGAAAGAGUCAGAGACGAGGAAGCCGGAAACAGAAGACAUGCCAUCCUGCAGCGAGUGUAGCUAUUGUAGCAUAUGUCAUGGACAGGGGACGCUUAAGCUCCUUCGCCUAAACCCUAAUUGGAGCGCUGCAGGAUAAUCUGUUAACAGGUGUGGCUGGGGCCUUUUUUUUUUUUAAUGAAAUCGAAGACAAUUCUGCCAGGUCUAUUAGGUUUGGGGUCUAACAUGAAUGAAACCCUUGAACUUGGUCUUUACAAAGCCCAGAAAGGACACACUAAGCAUCUGUCUACGCGGAGAGUUUUCUGUUAGCUUUGUCAUCAACAACCAUGAUCAAAAUGAGAAAAACACUGUUGACGAAAAUGGAUCGUUCAUGUACAGAAAUCGGAAAUGUAGAUUUUUUUCCCACGGCAGAUCUUUGAAUCUGUACAGUGCAGUUCUGAUUUCUAUCAAUAAAAAGAACUUGAAAAAC
Messenger RNA from Echinops telfairi (small Madagascar hedgehog), 3833 nucleotides. It is a transcript of the gene PROM1, whose product is annotated as prominin 1. NCBI's taxonomy places the organism in Eukaryota, Metazoa, Chordata, Mammalia, Afrosoricida, Tenrecidae. The record is from RefSeq and is a predicted model, not a curated record. Gene Ontology annotation, molecular function: cholesterol binding. The transcript has 25 exons. Gene Ontology annotation, cellular component: microvillus; prominosome; apical plasma membrane. The coding region runs from base 168 to 2672 and encodes 834 amino acids.